CUCGCCUGUUUUCAUCGGCUUUGAAUGAUCAGUGGGGAAGAAGACCCGACUCACUCGGCCCUCUGACGUUACCCAGUAGACUAGAGAUGGCGAAGAGGAGUUCAACCAGAAAGUCUCUGAAAGGUUUGUUCUCCAAGAGCGAAGCCAACUUGGACGAAUCGGUGGAGAAGGAUGUGCAGAAAAAUGAAGGGGAGAAGAAGAAGUUCAAGUUGUUCAAAUUCAAGACAAAGUCCAAGAACGACUCUGAGAAGUCAGCUAAUGACAGCCAGAAGGUGCUCAGAGCUGUUGCGAACAGUAAGACCGCAGACGACGAAGAGCCCGGUUCUGUCAACAAUGGCCCAGACAGCAAGCUGCCUCCUGUUUAUGCCACCGCACCUAGGGUUAAGGCCAAAGCGUUAAGCUACUCAGAGACGGACCUUCGUAGGCCUAAGAGGUUUGCAACCAUUUCAUUUGGUCUUAGAAAGAAGAAGAAGGAGAAAGAUGAAGAGAAUAUGUCGAAGAGCACUUUUGGUCUUCCUACCCAAGGCAUUGAGGAGCAGGAAGAGACACCUGUGGAACAGGACCCAGGGAACAGAAAGAAGUUCAGUAUGUCUCAACCAGAACUUGACAGCGACAGUAAAUUUGACAUCCCUUCACCUCCCCCUGUAGCUGCAAAUGAAACUGACUCGUACUUCACUCUUUCGGCACAGUCCCAGUCAGUCCCAGUCACUGUGAACACCCAACAAGAAUCAAAGGGCCCUCUUACGAAUGCCUCUGAUCUUUCGGAUGUGCAGAGGCAAACCCUGAGAGCUCCAAUUGCUUCCAUUCCUGAGCUGCAACUUGAUGAUACCGGCUCACUGGAGGAGAAAGAGAACAUUCCAGUUCACGACAGCUCAAGCAGAAAUGAUGUCAAAUCAGCUCUUCUGACAGCUACUUCAGAAACAGCUUCUGUUGUUCAAACCCAGGCUGAACAUACCCUUCUAGCCAGCCAGCCACCAACUGUGCUUGACAGUUCGGUUUACGAAGCAGCAACUGUCGACUCGGGCAAUAAUUCUUAUGAUUAUAUCCCCCAAGAAAAUGAAUCCACCAGUGGGACUUUACCAUAUCAUCAGUCUGAUGCCCCUGACACAGUUGACAGUACAAUUUCAAAUAGUGAGUCCUCCCUGACAAGUGUUGACAACAGUAACUACACCACUGUUACAGGGCCAAGUCCUGAUCCUCAAAAUGACAAGUUAGCUAGCAGUGCAGACUCUGCUGCCAACCAUCAUGAAAUCUUCAUUUCUCACACUGAGAGGUCUUUUCCUGAAAAUUCCAAGAGCGUCAGCACAACCUCAGCUGUUAGCAGCGAAAGCAGCACUGCUCCCAUCCAUCAAGAUAAAGUUUAUGGAGCUCUGUACGAGUCACUUUUCCCCCAGAAUUUUACCUCUGAGGUAAUCUCUUCGCUCCUAAGCCCAUCAUCUCAUAUCUGCACUGAUAAAAGACUUCUUGACACCAAAACAGAAUUUGUCAUUGUCAAAACCCACGAUGAAAGUCAUGCAGAAACAAAUUAUCAGUACUCCCAAACAUUGACUUCUCAUGAUCUUGACUUGGCUGCUGGCAGAAUGAUUGAUGCUCCUGAUGGUUCGGCCUCCAUCGGUGAAAUAAAGGAAAGCUCUUUUGGUGAGAGCUCCAGAGUUUCUGCUUCUCAGAUUCAAACAGUCCCAGAAAACCAAAACGGAUAUGUGCCUACCUCUCUCAGUGCAGCUUCCAAGUAUUCUGACAGUGCUGGCAUUUCUUACUCUGAGCUGACCCGCUCCCGUUCACAGUUGAAAGCGGACAAUAAAAGCCUUGUUACCGACAGUGACUGGUCAGGCCCUUUGUGUCAGAACUCUGCCCCUCCCAUAUCCAACUAUGAAACAUCCCACGGGAUAGAUGCUCAGGUUACUGACUCCAAACGGAGAGUGAUCCUAGUCAAAGAGUUAGUCACAGACGACACAAACGUUUAUCCAGGCUGUAGCUCUUCGGUGCCUGAUAAAAUGAAUCUGGUGAAGGAUCUUAAGGUAGAAUUUGAAACGACAGAUGAGUUUCCUGCCCUUUCUGGACCAACGGUGCGAAAUGACAGGCUCUUAAGUCCAGCAUAUCUAAGUGUUGGAUCAGAUGAUGAAAGUACAAAGGAGAUUUACUACAGUGCUGAGGAGGACAAUGCAGAGGAGAGUGGGGACGAAGAGAUGUUCACAAUGGAUGAUAGAGAAGAGUCCAUUGUGAGGCUAGGUGAGGAAAUCGUACAGCACUCUGAGCCAAUGGAUAAAGGGAUCAGCCAGAGAGAUGAAGGAGAGUUCAGGGUCGUGAUUGUGAAAAUGGAACAGAAAGAAGACAAAAUGGACGAUGAAGGAAAGCGAGAGGAUUAUAAUGGUCAAACUGAAGUACAGCAACAACUUGAAGAACAGAAAUCGGGCAGUCAAGUGCAUGAAAUGGGAACAUCUGAGAGUUGGGUGGAAGAACAAUUAACCGCUGUAUGGCCACAAAUGAAAGAAGAAGAGGAGGAGGGUAGAAAGGAGGAUUUACUAGCCACACCGGUUCAGCAGGUGAACACAAUGAUGGUAUGUAGUUUUGCUCCUCCUCCCAGUGAGCAGCAUGGGCAGGUGGAAGAGUCUGGGGGAAACUGGACUGUAGACUUGGAAACAGAAGACCACUCUAAUGGAGAGAACCUGUUUCCAACAGAGGUGGAAGAAACUCUGCCUAACAAAGAUUUUGCCGAUUUUGGCCGCAAGCAUGCUACUUCCAGCCACACAAAGGAAGAGGAUGUGAUUGUGCAUAUAACAACAGAGACAGAAGAGCAAGUUCCACUGAUUGUGAAUGCAGACAAGACCGGUGAAGGCAACAAAGACACAGAAAAUAGCAUGGGCAUAACAAACAGCACAUUAACAGAUACUGCUGGGGCAGCAGAGGCUGUCAUGGGCAAUCUGACACACGGCACUCACCUGCAAUCAGAUGCCACAGAGAUUGAACACAAUAGGGUUCCACGGAGCACUGAGUGGGCGGAUACAAUUACUCAGAGCCCUGACAGAAACAUUACCGUGCCAGAACAGGUGGCAGUUGAGCUGUCAGCAUCGAACGCAGACACACACCAUCUUGAUAGUGACACUGCAGAGGGUCUCUGCGAGCAUCCAAAGGAAGCCCAGCCUGACCUGAAUGAAGGGUCUUUGACGGCUUCAAGGACCACCGCAGCAAGUUCAGAAAGUCAACAGACGGACGACUGCCAGGAAUCAGCUGACAAAAUGAAUUCAGGCUACCGCAGCCUGAGUACCAAGCUGUUAAUAAAAACCUCGUCUCUCUCCAAAGAGGAUGAAGCCAAACAUCGUUUCCAUAAACUAUCUCUCAUUAAUGAGGCUGAUGCUGUUGAUAAUAGCCAGGAUGAAGUGGAGUUUAGCAAAACGAGCACCUCGACUGAGUCAAAUGAACCGGAUCUUGACUCAGAGUAUAAAUGGAAAAAUAGAUUUGAGGGUGUAAGUCAGUAUAAACCAAGUAAAACAGAGAAUUACACUUUUUCUGACUCCCUGACUUACAAUAUAUCAGACACCUCGUCCAGUAACUCCUCCUCUUCCUCUUCCUCUUCCUCGGCUCUGCCUGACACUACAGCAUACACACGCUUCACUGACUCCUUCUCUUCCCCCUCCCUCCCCUCUCUGGAGGAACCUAUUACCCUUGGCAACAGGUGGAGUGACAGGAAUGAAUUUUACCUGAGCCGUGAAAGCAACCCAGUCGAAGCACCAGCAGAUGACUGGAGGAGGAGCUUAGUGGAGCAGGAGGAGCCUGGAGCAGCUGCAGGUGAAACACUGGGACGGAGAGAGGGAGAGUCAGAGAGUGUAAAGUCGGUCUGGGAGCCACAACAGCUCCCUGUAUCCAGCCUUUCCUCAACACAACAAACCAGCUACAACAACAAUUUGGAGGAAGAGGACGGCGACUCAUACAGAUUUACUGGGGUGUUCACAGCCACACUUGUGGAGGCUGUCUCUGACCCUGUAGCUACUACUCUUUCCACUCCUCCUGCCUCCCCUGACGAAGACUCCACCAGCCAGUUUGACAUGGAUAUUCUGGUGGAUACUUUAAAGAGCAUGGGGCCUUCUCUGAGGCAGAAGAGCGUGAGCAUACGCACCACUAAUACAGGCCUCGCCUCCUCUCUGCCACCCAUUGUGGAGGAUGCUCCAAGCCCAGUCUCUUCUGACGUGCCUGACUCCGUGAGCGGUAUCCAAACAAAGAUGGAAGGAACAGGCGCUCCAGCCGAGUCCCUCAAUGGACUGUAUACUCUGCCUGCUGACCUGGGAUUGAAGAGGACUUCCCCAAGAGACAGUCGUUCUCCAUUGCUUACCAAAGAGAAGGAACAUGGAAAGCUUAAUCCUCGUCCUGGAAAGAUGUAUAUUUUUGACCGACCGGGUAUGUGCGGCCAAAGGAUUGAGGUACACGGGGAUGUCAUUGAUGCUACACCCUGGGAGCUGCAGGAAGCUAUCUCUAUCAGGGUGGUCAGAGGAGGGUGGGUGCUUUAUGAGAAACCCAACUUCAAAGGGGAGAAGAUUGCUCUGGAUGAGGGUGACAUCGAGAUUACUUACCCGUUCAGCCCUCCAGAAGAGCAGCAAGAGAAUGAACAGAAUGAGGGAGAAGAGCAGAACGGAGACACAAAUGAUGAGCAAAAGGAGACCAAGCCAGCCAGGAGGUUCCUCAUCGGAUCCAUACGAAGAGCAGUGAGGGACUACAGCGUUCCAGAAAUCAGCCUUUUCCCUGAAGAGGAAGCGGAGGGAAAGAAAGUCAUCUUCCGAGAUACUUCCGAUGAUGCCAGGAUUUUUGGUUUCCCCAUUAAGGCCAAUUCCAUCAUUAUUAACGCAGGGCUGUGGCUUGUGUUCGCGCAGCCUUUCUUCCAGGGUGUACCACGAGUCUUGGAGGUUGGGGGGUACUCCAACCCAGCAGCCUGGGGGGUGGAACAGCCCUACGUGGGGUCCUUACAUCCACUCAAAAUAGGUGAACCAAAGGUGGAACAUCUGAAUGAUCCAAAGAUGGUGAUUUAUGAAAAGCCCUACUUUACUGGGAAAUCGAGGACCAUAACCACCAACAUGAGAGACUUUAUGACCAGAAUAGAGAGGCAGCAAACAACCUUUAUGUAUAACGUGGGCUCUCUUAAAGUACUAGGAGGAAUCUGGGUGGGCUAUGAGAAGGAGGGUUUCCGAGGCCACCAGUACCUGCUGGAGGAAGGAGAGUAUCAUGACUGGAGGGUGUGGGGAGGCUGUGAUGCAGAACUGCGCUCUGUUAGGGUCAUUCGAGCAGACUUGACAGACCCUGUCAUGGUGAUGUUUGAGCAGCUAGAGGAAGACGAAGAUGGAGUGCAAGAGGAGAAGACCUUUGAGGUGACAGAGGCCAUCCCUGACGUUGAGCUGUUUGGCUACAAAACCUCCACGCGUUCAAUCGAAAUAAUCAGUGGGGCAUGGAUCGCUUACUCGCAUGUGGACUUUUCUGGUCACCAGUACAUUCUAGAGAAAGGCUUCUACAAUAACUGUGCUGACUGGGGGUCUCAAGACACUCGUGUCUGCUCAGUUCAGCCCAUCUUACUGGCUCCAAAUGACAGUUCAAGCUCCAGGGAUGAGAUAAAAUUGUACUCUGAGCCAGACUUCCAGGGAGAGUGUUACAUCUUUAACCUCAAACAGGAGGAAAUGCCAGAAAAAUUAGUUACCAAGUCAUGCAGAGUGACGGGAAGAAGCUGGGUCCUCUAUGAGAAUGAACAGUUCUCUGGGAACUUGUAUGUCUUAUCUGAAGGAGACUACCCCAAUCUAACCAGCAUGGGCUGCCCCCCUGACUGUUCCAUUCGUUCUGUUAAGAUUGUGCCCUUGUUGUUCUCAGUUCCUUCCAUCUCUUUGUUCGGGCUUGAGUGUCUGGAGGGCAGAGAGAUCACCACAGACACAGAGAUCCUGAGUAUGGUCGAAGAAGGCUUCAACAACCACAUCCUGUCACUCAGAGUCAACAGCGGCUGCUGGGUGAUAUGUGAACACAGCAACUACAGGGGGCGCCAGUUCCUACUGGAGCCAAUUGAAAUCACCAACUGGCCAAAGUUCAGCUCCCUUCACACUAUUGGCUCAAUGUACCCAGUCAGACAGAAGCGCCACUUUUUCCGUAUCAAGAACACAGAGCGAGGUCACUUCCUGUCCGUCCAGGGUGGCGUGGAGGAGUUGAAAUCGGGACGAGUGGUGGUGACGCCUGAGGUGGAGCCACUGAGUGACAUCUGGUUCUACCAGGAUGGACUGAUUAAAAACAAGUUGUCCCCAACCAUGAGCCUUCAGGUGGUUGGCAACAUAGAGCCAGCAGCAAAGGUGGUUCUGUGGACAGAAACCCGACAGCCCAUUCAAACCUGGACUGCCCAAAUGAAAGGCCUCAUCGCUAGCAAUACUUUCCCUGGCAUGGUCAUGGAUGUUAAAGGUGGCAAAACUUACGACAAGGACCACGUGGUCAUUAUGCCCGAGAAUGAUGAGAGGCCCAGCCAGCAGUGGGAGAUAGAGUUGCUGUAGCCAUCAGCAGCACAGGAACCGAGCUUACCUUUGCCACUUUGUGAUAUUGUCUUGAUAUUUCAGUAUCCACUCUUGUAUCUGUUUCAUGACUUAUUGCAUCUCAGGACACACAAUUCCUUCUAAAACCUAUGAGCUAGUUUGAAAUCAGUAUCCAACAGCAAGAAUGCGUAGAAGCAAUAGAUGCCCUGCAAAAGCUGCCCAAGUUGUUUUCAAGGUUUUUUGUUAGUUUGCAUUCAUAGCAUGAAAUGUUUUUUUUUCUUUUAAAAAUGUAUUUUACCAAAGAAGGGUUGAAAUAAGUGCCUUGAGUUGUUUAGUUUUAUUUGGAGCGUGAGUCGAAAACCAAUAGCAAAUACAUGUUAUUUGUUUAAGGAUGUACAGUGAAAAUUCCGUAUAUGGUUCACACUGUUCUGCGACUUUCAUUUGACCUUCCAGCUGAUCAUUUGUCAACAAUUUGAUUAUCCAGCCUGGGAUUUCCAUGUUUAUCGGAAUCUGAGUUUAUGUGGGCUUUUUUUUGUCUGUAGAAGAGGAACAUCAUCUUGUCCUAUAUUUGUUUACUAUAAAUCUAAGUUUGAAAUUCAAAUUGCUUUUGGGCAUUUGAUUUCCUGGAAUGAAAGCAAAAUGGCCUUCUGUGGUUUAUAGUGAAGCUGGAUGGGUGAAGCCAAAAGGAUGUUUAGUAUUCAAGAAAUGCGUAUUACGCUUUUAAGUUUUUUGUUUUUAUAUAUGUAAUAUAUAUAUAUAAAAAAAAAAAAUUCCUGUAUGUGUUGUGGGAAAUGUUGCACUUACGUAUACAUGCAUGGUCCAGUGCAAUGAACUGUGCAGUUUCUGUCGAGUUACCGUUUCUUGACAUAUUUUGAUGUAAAUCUUAAUGUGUAUGUUUCUGUGUUCCCUGCUUUAGCUGUAUGUUAAUAUUUGAUACUAAAGAUGUAAUAUCAUGUGUUAUGUAGGAGGGAAAGGUUUUAAAAUAU
Molecule: messenger RNA, 7471 nt
Organism: Neolamprologus brichardi
Lineage: Eukaryota; Metazoa; Chordata; Actinopteri; Cichliformes; Cichlidae
Source: RefSeq, a predicted model, not a curated record